Molecule: messenger RNA, 1443 nt
Organism: Anolis sagrei ordinatus
Lineage: Eukaryota; Metazoa; Chordata; Lepidosauria; Squamata; Anolidae
Source: RefSeq, a predicted model, not a curated record
AUGGCAAAUCGGCAGAAGAAACACAAGAAGCCAGCUGUAACAAAGCCUGGUGCGGAAAAACAGGUGUCUGGAAAGCAAAAGAGAACGAAAACAGGAGAGAAGCCCUACAAAUGCAUGGAAUGUGGAAAGAGCUUUGGUAACGGGACACACCUUUGUAUACAUCAAAGAAUACACACAGGGGAGAAACCAUACAAAUGCAUGGAAUGUGGAAAGGGCUUCAGUCAGAGUGCAGGUCUACAUAACCAUCAAAGAACACACACAGGAGAGAAGCCAUACGAAUGCCUGGAAUGUGGAAGGAGCUUUGGUGACAAGAUACACCUUUGUAUACAUCAAAGAACCCACACAGGGGAGAAACCCUAUGAAUGCAUGGAAUGUGGAAAGGGCUUCAGUCAGAAAGGAGGUCUACUUAUACAUCAAAGAACACACACAGGAGAGAAGCCAUACGAAUGCAUGGAAUGUGGAAGGAGCUUCAGUACCGGUGGAAGUCUACGUUUGCACCAAAGAACCCACACAGGAGAGAAACCCUUUGAAUGCACAGAAUGUGGAAAGAGCUUCCGGGAUAGGGGUGGAUAUAAUCGACAUCAAAGGGUUCACUCAGGUGAGAAGCCCUACAAAUGCAUGGAAUGCGAUAAAACCUUCGGGUCCGGUUCAAAUCUACUGACACAUCAAAAAAAUCACAGAGGAGAGAAGCCAUACAAAUGCAUGGUGUGUGGAAAGGGCUUCAGUAAGACUGAUCAUCUGCGCGUGCAUGAAAGAACGCAUUCCGGAGACAAACCCUAUAAAUGCACGGAAUGUGGAAAGAGUUUCAGUCAGAUGGGAAAUCUGCGUGUCCAUGAAAGGACACACACAGGGGAGAGACCAUACGAAUGCACAGUGUGUGGAAUGAGCUUCCGUGAUAAAGGCACAUGUAAUAAACAUCUAAGGACCCACACAGGGGAGAAACCAUAUGAAUGCGUGGAAUGUGGAAAGAGUUUCAGUUGCAGUUCUAAUCUACGUACACAUCAAAGAACCCACACAGGGGAGAAACCGCAUGAAUGCAAGGAAUGUGGAAAGAGCUUCCCUACUACAAGCAGUUUGCAGUCGCAUCAAAGAACCCACACUGGGGAGAAACCUUAUGAAUGCAUGGAGUGUGGAAAGAGCUUCCCUCAAGGUCAUGGUUUGAAAGCACAUCAAAGAACCCACACAGGAGAGAAACCAUAUCAAUGCAUGGAAUGUGGGAAGAGCUUCAGGGACAGCGGACAUUUGCGUACCCAUCUUAGGACCCACACAGGGGAAAAACCAUAUAAAUGCAUGGAAUGUGGAAAGGCCUUCAGCAAAAGUGGACAUUUGCAUGCCCAUCAUAAGACCCACACGAGAAAAGCCAUAUAGAGGCGUGGAAUGUGGAAAGGCCUUCAACAAAAGUGGACAUUUGUAUGUCCAUUAUAAGACCCACACGAGAAAAAC